This is a messenger RNA of Aspergillus vadensis CBS 113365, 370 nucleotides long. RefSeq lists its product as uncharacterized. Lineage: Eukaryota; Fungi; Ascomycota; Eurotiomycetes; Eurotiales; Aspergillaceae. The coding region runs from base 98 to 331 and encodes 77 amino acids. The record is from RefSeq and is a predicted model, not a curated record. The transcript has a single exon.
AUGGUAGCAAGUGAAAGCAAACAUCUAGGCUUGAGAGAGGCUGCUGUCACGGGCAUAUCACACCAACAAUAAGAAUUACGAUAAGAACGAGGCUUCAAUGAAGGAUGCGAUACUAGCCCAUCGGAUCAUUCUCUCCUCAAAGCCGGUCUUAGCAGGAAACACUCCGUACUUCUUCAUCAGCAUCAACAGCCUGAUCCAGCCUCAGGAGCCUUUUUGGUUCCCAGCGCUCUGGUGUGCAAUGCUGAUGAUCACAAUGGAAAUAAUUUCCUCUCAGCCCAUGAGGGAUGUCGCACUGUCGCGCGCGCGAAUGAUUGGUCAUGCCCGCAACUGAGGGCUGGAGGGCGAUACGCUUCAUGCCCGGGGGUGUGGG